Messenger RNA from Mesorhabditis spiculigera, 576 nucleotides. The record is from the annotation of a GenBank genome assembly. Lineage: Eukaryota; Metazoa; Nematoda; Chromadorea; Rhabditida; Rhabditidae.
AUGUCGGAGGUCGGACUGGGCAGAUCGAAUUGGCUGGCGUGGGCUGGCAUUGCCGGCACCGCCUUCCUCGGAUAUGCCAUCUACUUCGACUACAAACGCCGCACCGCGCCCGACUACAAGCAGAAAGUGCGUGAGAAUCGUCGUCGAAAGGCGCUCGGCAAAAAUGGACGCGAUGUUGUGUCGGCGCGGGGCGGCAACUCCAUGGGAAUGCCGGAUCCGCGAAACCCGACCUCGAUGCAAGCCUUCUUCCUGCAAGAGGUUCAACUUGGCGAGGAGCUGAUGUCUGCCGGAAACGUGGCCGAGGGUGCGGUGCAUAUCGCGAACGCCGUCGUGCUGUGCGGCCAACCACAAGAGCUACUGUCGAUUUUCCAACAAACGCUGCCGCCCGACCAGUUUGCCGCCGUCGUCCAAGUGUUGCCGGGCGCUCGAGGACGUCUCGCCGACAUGUUCGACACGGCUGCCGACCAAGUCGAGGCCAGCGGCGGCGCAGGCGACGGGUCGUUUAUGAUAUCAGCGCUCGAGCCGAAUGGAUCGUCGGGAUCUGGGGCUGCCCAGCUGAUCGAGGAGGAGCUGGAG